Ostreobium quekettii is the source of this 948-nucleotide messenger RNA. The record is from the annotation of a GenBank genome assembly. NCBI's taxonomy places the organism in Eukaryota, Viridiplantae, Chlorophyta, Ulvophyceae, Bryopsidales, Ostreobiaceae.
AUGGCCUCUGUGCCUAGUCAACCAACCUCAGUGACACCCCAGAAACAGUUCCCCCCAAAAAGCCCCAAAGCGCCCAAAGAAGGCUGGGUUCCAGUGUCGGACAGGUCGCCACGUGCAUUGCAGUGCUUAAGAGAGUGCAGCGACAGCGCCGCUGUUGAAGCGCCCAUGGCUGUCCCUCCGGGCCUCUGGCCCUGCCUGUUGGCCGUCGGGCUGAGCGCCCUCUCCCUGGCCGCCGUUUCGCGAGCGUCCAGUCUCGUGGAGAUCCCGGUGGAGCACUCGCUGGGGGACGGACGUUUCGUGGCUGCUGGCGUGCUGAUAGGCGAGAUCUCCCGCCAGGGAGGGAUUAUGGGCCCGCUGAGAUUCGCACGCAAUAAACUCAGCAAACAAGAAGUGAAACAGAUCCAGGUGCUUUUGGAGGAGGACAGAAACUAUCGCAUUCGGCUGCCUGGCGACCCCAUCAACAAAGGAAGCGCAUAUGUGAUGGCAAGCCUGCGAACCCGCUGCCUUGCACAAUCUGGUUUUGAGGAGUCUCUGCAUCUUGAACUCACAGAGGACAACCGUAUUGUUGGCCUGGACUACCAGCCGGCGAACGGACGAUGUGAUCCAUUAGAUGGCAUGGACUCGACCGUGGGGGUCACACCUGCAUUCAGUGAAGAAACCACAGUGCUGUACCGAUAUCCAUCGAAAGAGCCAACACUGUCAAUGGAUGAUAUUGCAACAGCAAUUGAAGAAGAGGGCGAUCUUUCAGCUGGUGUGGACAAGCCACCUGGUGUUGCAGGCAGACGGAAGGGAAAGAAAGAGAAGACAUGGGUGGAAAAGAACUGGAUGUUCCUAUUGGCAGGCGGUGUCAUACUGAUGCAAGUCCUGGGCAGCGUUGCCGGAGCAGAAGGACCAGGAGGGGAGGGAGGGGCAGCAGCAGGGCAAAGAGGGCCUGGGAGGAGACGAUGA